Messenger RNA from Mycena citricolor, 2745 nucleotides. The record is from the annotation of a GenBank genome assembly. NCBI's taxonomy places the organism in Eukaryota, Fungi, Basidiomycota, Agaricomycetes, Agaricales, Mycenaceae.
CAGCCAUCUACAAUCCGAAUUGGACCAUGCGUACAUCCCUGCCACCAGAGAUAAUGUCUGAGAUCUUCGUACUAUGUGGCUCAGAGAGCGAAGGCUGCCUCCCUCGACCCGUCGCCCAGGUUUCGAGACGCUGGCGUAUAAUUGCGCUCUCUACACCCCGGAUGUGGAAUCACCUAUACCUGAUUUGGGGCCUGCGCAGAUCAUCCAAAGGGCCCACCGCAAGUUCUAAGCUCAGAAAUGCCUCUCUGCACGCUCUCUUGGAUCUGCAGAUCGAACGCACCGCCAGGGCCCCGCUCUCUGUGACCUUUGGCGACAUGAGCGACGACGUCGACGUGCUGGGCAAGCUGCUGCAGCUCUCCGAACGCUGGGAGCGCUGUGACAUCCGACUUCAGAUAGAGCAGCAGCAUCUUCUCGUGGAGGGAGGCGAUUGGCGGUUCCCGCGCCUGCGGUCGAUGAAGCUCAAUCACUUGGUGGCGGUGGACACGCUGGGGCUAGGGCCGCUGGGAACCGCACUUCCGGCGCUGGAGCGCGUGAUAAUCUCGUACUGGGUGCAUCCCCGUCUGAAUCUGAUAGGAUGGGGACCUCUGGAGAUGCUCACUCUGUGCUGGUGUCACACCGUCGACAUCAUUGCUGCCCUCGCGCGGUGCCGCAAGACGCGCAAGGUCGAGAUAAUGCAUUGUUUGUCGCCGUCUCAGCUCCCGUUGCCUGUUUCUCCGAGUGGAAUCGAGCUGGAGCUUGAGGCUGUGACGUUCGUCGACCACACCGCAAGCAUCGCACAUGACAUCUUCCGGACAUUCGACACCCCACGGCUGCGGAGUGUGACGCUGAAAGACUUUGUCGUGAAUAUGCAUCUUGUGCGCCCGAUAUUCGCACACCUGCCGCCCUCCCUGACGCAUCUCCACCUCUGUGACAUCGAGCUCCCGGAGCCCAGGCUGCUCGCGCUCUUCCGCGCCAGCUCGCCGCAGCUGCCGAACGUGACCGAGCUCGAGCUCACGUGGUCGUGGGACGUGCACUCAGACCUGUUCAUGAACUGCAUGACGCUCCUCCCCGGCACCAGCGGCCGUGCGAACAUCUUCCCGCGCCUACGCACGCUCAACAUCACGGGCGGGCUAUCUUGUCGCGAAGACGCGCUGUACCUCAUGCUGCGCAGUCGCGUUGGGGUGCUGCGGCGCGCGGAGCUGUUCUACGCGGGGCGUGCUUUCUUUUUCGGAAGUGCGUUGGAUGGGCUCAGGGCGCAGGGGAUGGAGAUCGACAUGCGGUUGGGCGGGCCCAGGAAGUAUGACCACGUCCGCAAGUUCGAUUACUUGUAUUCUCCCGAUGGAGACGAUGUUGUCUGAGCUAUUGUCUACUAUCCGCGGAUCUCUGUCAUGAACUCGCGACUGCGAUCUUCGCAAACGGCCGCGCUGAUCAUGUAGCAAUCGUCCCUCGAUAAGAAUGUGGCACGUUUCACCCAACGGAGUGGAAGGCUCUACAUUCCAAUGAUUACAUUCCCGGCUAUCCAAUACCCUGUGAUGUAAGUGCAUAGAGGCUGGCACCAGAAUGAACGUUGAGCUAGCAAGGUCGAUUCAGGACAGAAAGAUGGUCGGAUAUUGGAUCCAUGGGCCAAACGGAAUUUCGUAUUAUAUAUCACUGGCCACUCGAACCGUGAGCCAGAUUGUCGCUCCUGCCCAUGAUGUCUUGUCCGAGACGAGAAGUUAUCUCGAGUUUCCCCAAGCAUCUGCGCCGGGUAAGAGUGCUGCUCCAUCCUGGAACUCGACCAUACUGUGAGGGUUCCCACCACAAGCCGCGGUGGAGGAAGCCAGGCUUCCCGAGCUGUACUUUCCCAGUUUGUUCAGAUAUACCCAGGGACCGCAUUCAUGUUCUCGAUCUCUUCCGGACGCUGUGCGCCAGCAGAUGAAAACGGCUGUGAUAAUUUUAGUUUCUGCCGCACGACUGCGAUAUUCUUGGAAUGCGGCUCGCUGAGUUCGCCGAGCGUAUAACUGCGCGGUACGGCCGGCCGAAGCGGAGCUCAGUUCCACAAUCACGAGAGGGACGUUCUCCGUUGACAGCCACGAGAGAGUGCCGUGGCUGCUUACAUACGAUCGUCGGAUUCAGGUCAGGGCGACCGAGCGCUCCGUGCUGUCCGGGCUAGAGAACCAGUGGAUUCUGGGUCUGCGAUUGGUGGGGCCUGCAGUCGACGUGGGUCUUCGUGAUCCAGGAGGUUUCAGGCAACAUCAACUUCCCUCUCGCAGCGUGCUGAUAAAUGUGAUUGCGAUGCUGACACACGUCGGCGUUGCCAGUGCGCGGUGUGCUUCCCCAUGCCAAAUUCAGCGUGAUGAGGAAUCGUUGCUCUUCCUGGCUGCCCUGACCGGGCUCCACGGCCCAUCUUUCCAGCUGCGAGCUCGGGUGCUGAAUCGACAUGCUCCACGAGGCCUCGACUCUGAAUAUUUGGGGCAGUGCAAUAGGAAACUGCCAAAGGCCAGGCCAGUCCACCCACCACCCGAGCGAGUUUGUAUUGUGAUACGUAUCGUAGCUUCCCGUAUUGUUUUAAUCACCGAGAUAUGUAAGGUUCAGAUUGGGUGAGGUGGCUUCCCGUAACGCCCAAGGCGAAACUCUGUUGGGGGGAGAGUAAGUGCCGGGCGGCUGCAGGUAUGCACAAGAGAUAAGUAACCCGUUGCCCUCAAACACUCGGAAGAUGAGAAAUAGAUCCUAAAAUGUGGAUGGUGAUGUAAGCGCUUUUGAGCCUUUUCAAAGCAUGAGAUUGAG